GCUCCACGAAGACUGACGAGAACAAGUCAUACACCGGACCCGGAGUACCGGAUUUUAGUCAACUAUUUUAUCGACCUUUUAGUGGAUCGGAGUCGGAAAUUAAGUUAGAGGCCUUUAAGAAGAAGAAAAAGUCUCCAGAGAAGAAUAUUUAAUUGGUUAUAGCAUAGGUUAUGUAUAACCUGUAUAACACUUGUUAUCGCGGCGUUUUACAGUGAACGAUUAUGAAGUUUCACUGCUAUAUCGAGAUCCACGACAGAAUAUUAUCUGUCUGCUCGCAGAGAAGAUCACAGUCGAUCUUGGCAUUUACUAAGAAAUCGCUCGAAGAUGACGACGUGUACCUGUAUCUGCAAACACGACAGAACAAGCAAGGCACCAAAUACCAGAUUGUUAAUAAUGUAAAGCAAGUGUUCACGAGAUUUAUCGCCGAUGGCAAAGUUACAAUAAGACUGACGCAACCUUGUCACGAUCUGAUAAUUCAGAGUGAUAAUUCAAUUCAAUUGAAAAGCUUUCUUCAUAUAUUGAAUCAAAUAAUAAAUAGACAUUCUCAGCAUGACGUUCUCGUAAACCACACAGUUAUGCCUAAUGUGUUUUUCAACUCGAGUCAAUUCUCAAUGGGAAAAGUCAAAGUUGUAGUGAAGAAAAAGUCCGAGUAUCCAACCUUACAGGGUUUCCCAAGAACUACAGAGCAACUAAUUUUAAGUGGACUGAGCAGAAAGUCAUUUGAUCGGCAAAUUUUGCGUUUGCAAAGUCUAAGAAUUCUAGAUUUGUCGGACAAUAACAUCUUCUAUUUGCCAAAGGAGCUAGGCACUUUACCUCAUCUUCAACAACUUUUACUGUCGCAAAAUAAUCUUGGAAAAUCACCUAAAUCGAAGUGGACAUGGUUAGAGCAAACUGCCAUUAAGCAUAAUUUGCAUUUCUUAGAUAUAAGUAGUAAUUUAUUAACUGAAUUGCCAACACAAAUUAAAAACCUAAAUGCCUUGAUACAUCUAAAGGUUAGCCAAAAUGCAUUGACGUAUUUACCACAUAAUAUUAGAACUUUACGAAAUCUGAGAGUUUUGGAUGUAGCAAGAAACCGUUUGUCGUAUUUACCAGUGACCAUCACAUAUCUGCGAUUACAACUUUUAGACGUUACAGAGAAUCCGUUUACGGAAUCCUACAACAUUAAAAAUGAUGUUUGUGGAAAUUAUAGUACAAUGACAGUAAAGAUGACAAGUCUUGUCGAAUGGUCAGCUAAGAGUAUUCUGAAGUCUAGGAUAACGUAUGAUGCAAGUAUAAUACCAUAUACAUUGGUGGAUUAUUUGGAUGAAGCAAAAUGCUGCUACCUAUGUAGAACUGCCUGUUUUGAUCGUUACAUAAAGAAGCUCAUAUAUGUACCUCUACCAUGUGCCGAGAUAAAAAAGUCGAUGUGUACAGCUAUUAUAUUUGAAGCUUAUUUCUGUUCGUUACUCUGUGCUAACAAUAUCCUCUGUAAGUCAAAAUAAAACACUUUAACACAUAU
Messenger RNA from Trachymyrmex cornetzi, 1498 nucleotides. RefSeq names its product Leucine-rich repeat 47 (gene Lrr47). Gene Ontology annotation, molecular function: protein binding. The coding region runs from base 222 to 1481 and encodes 419 amino acids. The record is from RefSeq and is a predicted model, not a curated record. Gene Ontology annotation, cellular component: cytoplasm. NCBI's taxonomy places the organism in Eukaryota, Metazoa, Arthropoda, Insecta, Hymenoptera, Formicidae. The transcript has 5 exons.